GAUCCCGCGGCGUCCAUCGUAGCCUUAUCAAUACGCUUCGAGAUUUUUGCAUAAACGGCGUGGCGUGCGAGAGAAAAGAGGGACGGAGUGAAAAAGGUUCUCUUCUUUGUUUCUUUCUUUAUGAGGAGCGAGGAGGAUUGUUGCUUCAUAUGCAGAAGCAUCACUUGCAUGUAACACAGAUUAGUUGGGCAGUAGUCGCAAUAGUAUAUUAGUUUAUUAAGUUUCCUUCACUUUUGGACCAAGAUUUUGUGACCCGAGUAUUCUGUACAGUACAGAAUCGACUCCAAACAUCGGUGCUACGUCACCCAACAGCAUGAAGGAAGAGGAGCGUCAAACGAACGGUUUUCCGGCCCCGGAUUCGAACCACCAACCACUUUAUUACGAAGAUGUCGCCAGAUCAUCCUCUUCUCCUCCUCAUCACUCCCCUCCACAUUUCCAACAUCCGGAGGAAACAAGGAGCCAAAUCUUCUCCUCUCAUGACGACACGUAUGAGGAGCAACCUCUCUGCAUCCAGGAAGACGAAGACAAACCCACGGAUGUUGCUCCGGGAGCUUUCCCGGUCAUCCAGGAGGAAAAAGAUGAAAUAAAGACUUUCCAAUCAUCCUCCCCCAACCAAAGUCCACCCAGGAUCGAUCCACAACCUCCACGGGAGCCAUUUGUGAUCCCAGCAUCCAGAGAGGAGCAUGAAGAUCGAAGAUCAUCAUCAGAAACUCGAUCAUCUUCCGAGAGCAGAUCUUCCGAGCUCCAGGUGAUCAAGGAACAAGUUAAGAUGAUCCAGCAACAACACACAUACCAGAUCCAGAUGAUCCAUUACUUGCAUUGGCAACUUAACCUUCUGUCCCAACGACAACAACAAAACGGGUUACCUAGCAACGAAGCCCCCACAGCGCCACCAGUGUUCAACCCAAUCACCCAACUUUUGGGGACAAACCCAGGUAUCUUACCUCCAGACCCAGCGAGACUAGCAAUGGCGAUGUCAGCAUCUACAAGCCCCCCAUUCGGCCCCUCUGACCCCCAAUCAUCAUUCAGACGCGCCUCCAUUUCACCCCCUGCUCCAGAGCCACCCCGGCCCCAACAGAGACCCAUGGAGCCCCAGGACCCCCCACGCAUGGAACCCAACAACGAAGCGAUGCUACGCGCGCUGCAACAACAUCGACAACAACAACAAGAACAAAUAAAACAAACGCCAAACCCGUUUUUAUUCCAACAACAACCACAAUCUUCGCUACCGGAGCAUGUAUCAGCGAUGCUGAGGAACAAAAACCUCCUCCCAAAGCGUCCUGAGCAACAUCCAACCUUCCAGGAUCGAAACCAGGUCUCCCAGUCUUUAGAGAGGACGCAGAUGAUCCGAAACGAGCCGAAACAUCCGGGUCAAAUCGACAACGGGGAGGAAUGGGUAAAGAACCAAUGUCGGACUUGUCGUCGUGUUCUAAGUUGCCCAAGCGCACUCAAGCUACAUUACAGAACCCAUACAGGCGAACGUCCAUACCAAUGCGACUUAUGUUCACGAGCCUUUACCACACGUGGCAACCUCCGCACGCAUUACAGCAGCGUCCACCGACGUGAGCUCCCUCCCGCUUCCUCAUCAGGAGGCUCCUCCGUGAGCAAGAGAGGAGGAUCUGCUAAAUCCGAGAGUCAUAUUUGUCCUCUUUGUAGCUCCAUCUUCAACGAUCAAGUUGGACUCGCACAACACAUGCAGAUGCACGCGAUAGUGAAUAAACAGCAGCAACAGAAUUUGUUGGCUAUGAAGCAGAAGAUGAUAAUGGCCCCACCAUUGCCACAAAUAGAGGGCGAAAAAGUGAAAACCGAAGCAGUUGUCGAUCUUUCGGCGUCUGGUCGUCGCCCCCCCAGCAACCCCCCCUCCCCAGUUAGGGGUUACGAAGGUGGGGUCAGUGAAAGGAAGUACCGGACCCCGGAUAAACCCGAGAACGGGGGGUUUCCCGCUAUCGUUACCGAGCAUAGGGGUCAGAGUGGGUUCGACGCUUUGGAUCUCAGCAGUGUUUCCCCGGCACCGCAGAAAGAGGAAUUUAAAGAAGUUUUUGCAGAAAACGGAAACACUGAAAGAUACCAGGAGACGGCCCAGCGUACGGAAAUAGCUUCAGCCCGCGAACCUGACACCCAGCGGCCGUUCUUUCCAUGCGGGAUUUGCCUCCGACAACUUGAGAGUGAGGAAGAUCUGAAGGAACAUCUGAUGACGCAUGAUGGGGGGUCGUCAUGUGACAGUCCGUCAUCGUCUAUUGGGUCAACAUCCGGCAUCCAAGAGCAAAGAGGAGAGAACGGAGAGGAGCUCAGAAUGGCUAUGAAGCGCCCGUUGGAAAUUGACGAAACCUCCCAACUUCCCGACGCCAAACGUAACAAUGUUCCCCGACACUGGUGUAACAUUUGCAAGAAACAAUUCUCGUCGGCGAGUUCGCUGCAGAUCCACACACGAACGCACACCGGUGAAAAACCUUUCAUUUGCAACGUGUGCAGUCGAUCGUUCACCACCAAGGGCAACUUGAAGGUACAUAUGGGAACCCACGUGUGGGGGGCUGGGGGCUCCAGGAAAGGACGACGUGUGUCCAUGGAUAAUCCUCUUAUGUCAACAUGGAUGAAAAACUCAACGAACGUUGACGCAGUGAUGCCGAAUGCAAGGCCAGCACAACAGGACGCGAGGGCUAAUGCAUCGACAGCGGCAGCUUCAAUUUACCAGCAAUACGCCGCCAUCGCCCAAGGUAUUAUGGCUCGCAACCCAGCUGAGGGGAUUCCCCCAACCCAUGUAUUGAACCAAGCAUUGGCAGCAAGAUACCUUCAACAACCCCUUCCUAUCGGUGCCAACCAAGUGACAACUGAAGGUUCACCUGAAGCGAGUCUUUCAUCCGACGGCGAGCAAGAAGGGGAAACCCCUAACGCGAUAUCCGCAUCAACUGCUGCUCACGAAUGGUUGUGGAAAGCUUACCAACAACGAUCGCAAGGCCAGGUAAAUUGAAGAACAAACGAAAUUCUUUUAAUUUUCGAACUUCCUGUGACGACAUAAAUGAACUCCUGACGUCACAAUCAUUGCUGAAAAUCCCCACAAACGUCUUUACCGCGUCACAAACAAUAUUGUGAUGCUUCCGAUUACGAACAUUCUGUAUGACGUCAAAAUGACGUAACAAUGAACUAUGUUGUAAAUAUUGUGUGUGUGUUCUAACGUUGCUAAAUCUUUGGUGCUUUCCCUGAAAUGAAACCACGCAGUCAACCAGCUGCUCCGUACAAGAGGCUGCUACUUAUUUUAAAAACUCGACUUUUUGGUGCUAACUGUUUUGUGUUCGUUUGAAAAUAAAUCGUUUUGAAACAAAUAAUUAAA
This is a messenger RNA of Ciona intestinalis (vase tunicate), 3328 nucleotides long. The record is from RefSeq and is a predicted model, not a curated record. Lineage: Eukaryota; Metazoa; Chordata; Ascidiacea; Phlebobranchia; Cionidae.